Fundulus heteroclitus (mummichog) is the source of this 5568-nucleotide messenger RNA. Its product is annotated as LIM and calponin homology domains-containing protein 1. The coding region runs from base 221 to 3742 and encodes 1173 amino acids. NCBI's taxonomy places the organism in Eukaryota, Metazoa, Chordata, Actinopteri, Cyprinodontiformes, Fundulidae. Gene Ontology annotation, biological process: regulation of focal adhesion assembly; positive regulation of stress fiber assembly. The record is from RefSeq and is a predicted model, not a curated record. Gene Ontology annotation, molecular function: myosin II head/neck binding. Gene Ontology annotation, cellular component: stress fiber. The transcript has 26 exons.
CGCAAAGACUCCAACAGGAGCGACUCUGUGGAGUGCACCGACUGGUUGGUUCGCCUGGCCGCCGAAGGUGCUGCUGCUGCUGCUGGAACAUCUACAGCUCCAACGGACAAGAGCUGCAGCCUGACGCGCCUCUCCACUCAUUCCGGAGGAAUAACGCGGCUGCUGGCGCACCUUUUCUGCAGGCGUUCAUAGUUAAAGGGAAGAGCCAAGUCCUGCGUCCAUGGCCAGUCCGGUUGCAGACCUUGGGCAGUCUCAUCAGCAUCACCUUGUGACGGAGUCGGCGGCCGACGCUGCGUUUCUGGAGGCGCAGAAAUGGAUCGAGGCCGCCACUGGACGGUGUUUUGGUGACAAGGAUUUCCGAGGAGGUUUGGAGAACGGGAUUCUGCUGUGCGAGUUACUGAGCUCCAUUAGACCCGGCUUGGUAAAGAAAAUUAACCGGCUGCCAACACCAAUAGCUGGCCUGGACAACCUCAGUGUUUUUCUGCGAGGCUGUGAGGAGUUGGGGCUGAAAGGCUCCCAGCUGUUUGACCCUGGAGACCUGCAGGACACUUCGACACGUCCUGCUGCCAAGGGAAGCGACUGCAGCCGAAGGCUCAAAAAUGUUUUAAUCACAAUCUACUGGCUCGGUCGGGCUGCCAACAGCUGCACCUCCUACAACGGGCCCACGCUGGACCUAAAAGAGUUUGAGGGCUUGCUGUCACAAAUGCGAAAGGAGGCAGAGGCGGCAGAAAGUCCUCAGCGUAGCAUUCGGGACAGCGGCUACAUCGACUGUUGGGACUCUGAACGCAGCGACUCUCUCUCCCCGCCACGCCACGGACGCGAAGAUUCAUUCGACAGCCUGGACUCCUUCGGCUCGCGCUCGCAGCAGACUCCGUCGCCGGACGUCCUGGUGCCACGCGGCAGCAGCGAUGGCCGCGGCAGUGACUCAGAGUCUGACGGCACGCCUAACAGGAAGAUGCCAGAUCUCCACAAGGACGACAUGUUAGCGCGGCGGACGUCCGUCACUGAGCUGCGGACCGCCAUGCCUUUCAACCAGUACCUGCCCAACAGGAGCAACCAGAGUGGAUACGUGCCGGCGCCGCUUCGCAAGAAAAAGUGCGAAAAGGAGGAGGGAGGGCGCAAGAGCUGCAGUACCGCCACAUCGCCUGUAGGGGUAGACCGACCUUGCAGUCCAAAUGGAGUCCCUGUCUUAGUCCUCCCACUUGGGGAGUCCCAUAGCCCUUCUCCCACCCCACCCACCGAACCACAGAUUCAGGAGAGCGGCAGUAAAGACGAUGAGGAGGAGGUGAAGCUGAGCGCCUCCUCACCUUGCAUUAGGAUCCACGCUGUGGGAAUAAGGAGGAGCAGUGAGCCUCUACGCUGUGGCCUCAGCCAGACCUACUCGGAGCCCCCCAGAGGCACCAUAACUCAGCCGAAGGUCAACUGUGAACAAAGGAGUGUGAGUAUGAACGACAUGUGUGGUGAAGAAGAGGCCAUCCGGCGGCCGCACAGUCACGUUCGUCACGAACUGAUGCACAACCAGUACAACAGGAUGAAAGAAGACGAGAAUCACUGGCAGGAAGACCUGGCCCGGUGGAAAAGUAGGAGGAGGAGUGUCUCUCAGGAUCUGAUUAAAAAAGAGGAGGAGAGGAAAAUGAUGGAGCGACUGAUGUCGGGAGACAGCUGCAUCUCUCAAAGGAGAAAAAGCAUCAAAACCUACAGAGAAAUUGUGGAGGAAAAGGAGCGGCGUGAGGAGGAGCUGCGGGAGGCGUACCGUAAAGCCAGAACUCCAGAGGAGGCAUCAGCCAUUCUCCAGCGUUACGCCCAGCGUUUCUCUAUCAGCGAGGCCAUCCUGGAGCGCCUGCAGCUGCCCAAGCUGCUGGACCGCAGCGUCUCAGCCGAUCCCUCCCUUUCCACCUCUCCCUUCUCCCUCUCGCUCUCCUCCUCCCCCACGACUCCGGACCCCUUCGACGAGGACCCCAGCGGGCCCAUGAGGUAUCUGCGGCAGCAGUCCGCGCCGACGCCAAGGUUUACGUCCACGCUGGAGGCCCAGAUCGCCGAGUUUCCCAAAGACUCCACCUCACACCAGCGGCCCCAGAUUCGCUCUCGCUCGUCUGAGCCGCCGUCCACCCGAGCCCUGUCGCCCAAACCGGUGCCUUUGCUGACACCCAAGCCUUACUUCCAGCCUCGACCGUCGGCAGAUGAAAAGUGGAAUGGCAAGGGGGACAGUUUGCUACGGGUAAACGGCGACAUCGGAAACGACGCCGCUUCCAUAAAGCCCGAGUGGAAAGAAAGGGAAUCCCCUCCCCAAUUCCAGGCGUCUCCUUCCGAGUCUGGGAACGGCACAGCGGCUGCGUCCACGCCAGACGCCUCACCUGCUCGCAGUCCGCCAGCCUCCCCUGAAACAGGAAGUCAAGCGUCAACAAAGGCCAACGACCGACAGGGCAGCAGAGAGGUCGCUUCUCAGGACGCCAAAGUCACGGAGAGUUCACCACCUCCCACUCGGCCAACGUCUCUUCCUGAGGAGCUAAAUCAGCCAGAGGACAGCUUCAGCGGGACGGGAGGCCUGACAGAUGCUGCUCAACAGGAGGAAAAGUCCAACGCUGCAGCUAAGCAAGCGCCACCUGCAGAGCCCAAACCAGAGAAGACUCAACAGUCCAGUGAGAACCUGCAGUUUUUUCCAACUGAGGUUAACACAUUAAAAAAUCAGGCUUUCGCGUCAACGGAGUCUUUUCAGAGAACGGAGGCAGCGCCGACCUCGGAUGCACCCGGAUCGCUUGGAUAUCUCCCUCCAAAGGAAGCCUCAUCAGAGGUUGAAAUCAGUGUCAGGUCCCCGCAGACCUCCAGCAAUCCUAAGUCACGCUGGGAGUUCUUCGCUACACCAGAAGAUGCAGAGAAGGAUCCACAUGGAAACGAGAAGUACCAGCGCGAGCAGGAGAAGCUGAAGGAGGAGUGGGAGAAAGCGCAGCGGGAGGUGGCAGAGGAGGAGAGGAAGUAUCAUGAGGAGGAGCGAAAGAUCCUGGAAGAAACUGUGAUGCCGUUGACGCCCCGCUCCUCAGCCCUGCCCUCCCCCAGCCGGGAGGGCCUCUCCUCCACCUCUGAGCCACAGGACACGAUCGUCCGUUCUCUGGCAGAUUGGGAACGCAAACAAGAGCUAUUAGAGAGGCGGUCUAGAGGAAGCACCGAGAGCGCAGAUUGGAAAAGGAGAGAAAACGACAGGACCAGUGACAUCAGCACUGCUGACGACAGCAUGAAAACUGGCAGAAGCAUGGUGAGCCAGAACAGCAGCCAGGCAGAGAAACUUAGUCAAAGUGUUCACAACAGCCAGAAGCCUCCUCCUACGUUGGCCAAAUGUUCAACUCCAGACAAGAGGCAACCUGGGCCCUCUGCCGACAGCACCAGAGCCAGCCGGCCUGCAGGAGAGCGAAGGUGCGGCCCCACUGAUAAUAAUGUAGGACGCAGCUCAUCCAAAUCCCUCGCAGCAUGCCCAUCAGAACCAGACUCAUUACCCCCACCACCCAACAGGUCCGUCAGUGGGAGGAAGCUCUGCUCCAGCUGUGGGCAGCCUCUGGGAAAGGGAGCGGCCAUGAUCAUAGAGACUCUAAGCCUCUACUUCCACAUCCACUGCUUCAAGUGUGGGGUGUGUAAAGGACAGUUGGGCGACACCACCACAGGGACAGACGUCCGGAUCAGAAACGGCCUCCUCAACUGCAAUCAAUGCUACAUCCGUUCCCGCUCGGCCGGACAGCCGACCACGUUGUGACGCUCAAGUGAAAAGCACAAGGUUCACCGAAGAAAGCGUCAUCCCUGUUUUAACCUGGUUAUCCACCAAUCAUGCCCUCCGCAGCCUGUUGGGAUGUAUGCUUCCUCCGCAGCUCUGUGACCACUGGAGAUUCAUCAUAUGGGCCAAAUAGGGAUCUGGGGACAGUUUAAAACAACAACAUAUAUUCUGUGUUCAUGUCAUCUGCUGCGUGAGUGAAGUCUGAAUUCAAUCGGUCCUCGUCUAUCCAUGAAACAUGCUUCUUUAUGCAUCAACUUUGUUCUGAGGCGGCAGCCAUGUUGAAUGGAAAACACAUUGAACCCCCUGUUUAUGCUGGAAAAUAAAAUUUACCUUUUAACUCCACAUGAGGGAUAGAAGUGUUAUGCAACCUGUUUCGGAUUAAAGAUUUAUGGGUUGUUGUAUUUUUUCUCUCCAAGGGAUUCAAAUCCAAAUAUUAGGGUUAGGAAAUGAGACCAGUUUGUUCAUUUGGAUUUUUCUGUAAGUCUUUAAUAAACUGAAUCUUAAAAAUAUAUACACUGUUGUGCCCCUAUGGGUAAAACACACAUUAAAACCUAAAUGCUAAAUUGGAAAAGUGCAAUAAUGUUCAGAAUAAACCUAUUUAGAAUCAAAUAAAGUGCACAAAAGUAUAUAUUUUUACACUCGACCCUGGUACAAAGCUUUUGUUUUCUGUACAGAACAAGAUUAGUAUCUGAUAUAAAGAUAUGGAACAGAUUUGGGCUCAUUUUAAGGCAGUAAUGCCAGUAGUGUGCUGUUUAUGAGCUUUUUGGUUGCAGCAGAUUGUUCUUUAUCCAGUCUGAUUGUAUAGCCAACACUUUAAUGUGCCUUAGGACAGUGACAUGAUGCAGGAAGCAAAGCACCACUUGUGUGGUGUCUUAUUUCUCCACCGUUUUUCUUUGGCGAAGAAUGAUUUGGUCAAAUUUAAACUGGGAAACCACAGAAAGUGCAAACUAGAUCCCUCCUUCAUCCGCGUAAUCACUGGUGUUUAUUUCCAUCCAGACAUACUCGAUUUCAUCAUCUCCCUUUGAUUGCCCUGUGAUGUGUAAUGGUACAUGAUAAAAGAAAAACAUGUGUUACACAAUAUACCGCGUGUACUCCGUACCGCAGGGCAAAUAUGGGUUUCAUUUUGGAUGUUUGUGAUAUUGAAUGUGUAAGAAUUGGGCUAUUUUGAUCAUUUCUCAGCUGUAUAGUUCAUUUAUGCGCCUGAAAAAGUUUAAACACAAACAUCUGCAUUAUCUGCAACAUCUAUCAUCAGCAGAGGUAAUAUGAAGACAUACCAGCAGCAGCUGCACCUGUGCAAUGUUUGGUUGGUUUAAAACGAAAGAUUUACCCUGCCAGCUGCACAUUUAAAACUCUGGCUAAGAGCUUUAUGAUGUGUUGUGGGUGUUUUGGAGAAAAAAAAUGCAUGUUUAAGCAUAAAACCAAAUGAUUUGCUGUAUGAAAGCAACACAGCCUAAACUUCCUCGUGCUGAACAGGCUUCACCUCCGGGGUCAUCUCUCACUUUCUCUGAUCUACAGUAUUUUUAAGAUUAUUUUCCAACUGUUCUAUUUUUAUUUUUUAAUCCUCAUUUAGCUGAUGAGUAAAUCAAAGACAAGUCUUUUAUUGCAGGAAUUUUGAGUCCGAGCUCUCUCCCAGAGGGUUUGUGCUGGACAGUAGGGGAAUGGAAAGCUUUUUGCAUCUGUACUGUAUUUAUUGUAUAAUAUUCACCUUGAACACUACCCAGAAUAUAGUUUCAUUUGAUGUAUAAAUGCGACGGCAUUUAUUAUUGCAUUACUGUAUGUUUAUAAAUAAACAUGAUAAAUCAAAAUUA